AUGUCGCGGAGAACAGCGUCGAGGUACUCGGCGGAUCCUCCAACCGAUGCUGAGGCAGCACCAGCUUCCGCUUCCUUUCCAUCACACGCCACGACAAAACGGGGCGGUACCUGCAUACCAACGCGUUCGAAUGUCAUUGACCGUAGAAGUCUUGCGUACGCACGCGACGACUCGAAAUCGCAGAUCACAGGCGGUACUCCAUCCAGAGGCCGUGUGGCGCCGCCCAGAGGGCAGGUGUCCUGCAAGUUCAACACGUCAUGCGAAGACCGCAGCGCCAGAUCGUCCAACAGCCUUGUCAUUCUCCGCGGGAUUAGCGCGCAACGCAUAUCUAAUGCCAUGGGCAACUCCGGUUCGAUUACCGUUCCCCCCGAGCCUGCGUAG
Messenger RNA from Babesia ovata, 381 nucleotides. RefSeq names its product outer membrane lipo Omp16 precursor, putative. NCBI's taxonomy places the organism in Eukaryota, Apicomplexa, Aconoidasida, Piroplasmida, Babesiidae. The record is from RefSeq and is a predicted model, not a curated record. The transcript has a single exon. Bases 1 to 381 code for a protein of 126 amino acids.